AUGAGGAAGUGCCCCGGGAGGGCGAAACGCAGCCGGGAGGACAGCCCCGACCGGGCGUGCAUCACGCUGGUGCGGGCGACGCUGCUGCCCAUCCUGAGCAUCGACAAAAAUGAAAAGACGACGCUGUUCCACCCCUUCAAGAGUCCCCUCCCGGGGUUCGUCAGCGACAGGCGCCUCUAUGUGCAGAAGACCCUAGGCGCAAAGGUCAGGCGAACGGGGUGGCUGAACCUGAUGAAGAACUCCAUUCCGAGGCGGUCGGACGAAGCGGAAGCGAGUGAGCAGAACAAAGCAGAUGAGAUAAAAAACGAGUUUGUGCCGCUCAUCCUGUAUGAAAGUGAAAAUAGCAAAGUGGAGGUGGAUCCCAUAUUGGCUCAAUUUCUUAGGGAACACCAACGAGAGGGAGUCACCUUCGUCUUCGAAUGCUUAAUGAAUCUAAGGGACGAUAGGAUAAGCGGGUGCAUCUUGGCAGAUGACAUGGGGUUGGGGAAAACGCUCCAAAGCAUUUCUGUCUUAUACACCCUACUGAAGCAGGGGAUAGAUAAGAAGCCAGCCGUUAGGAGGUGCCUCAUUCUAUGCCCAGCUAGUUUGAUCAACAACUGGAAUGACGAAAUUAAUAAGUGGCUCCCUGGCAGAUGCAACGUCACCUGCGUUAAUGAUAAUGCGAAGGAGAAAAUUGUGAGCAAAUUGGAGGGGUUCAAAUACGACCAGAAAUCUACAGUCAUCAUAUGCUCCUAUGAAUGCUUCCGCAUAAAUAACGACUCGUUGGACAAAUCGUCGAUUGAUAUGAUCAUCUGUGAUGAGGCACACCGAUUGAAGAAUGAUAAGACGAAGACGUAUAUGAGCAUUUAUAAGUUGGCUGCUCGGAAGAGACUCCUCCUCUCGGGUACUCCAAUUCAAAACGAUUUAAGUGAAUUUUUCGCGCUCAUCUCUUUGUGCAACCCAGAUCUCUUUGAUGAUACGAACUCGUUUAGGAAGAAAUAUGCCAACCCUAUUUUGAUUGGGAGAGACAAGGACGCCACGGAGAAAGAGCAAGAAGUGGCAUCGGAGCGACUAGCCGAACUGUCAACGAUUACUAAUAAGUUUAUCCUCAGGCGGACCAACAAUCUGCUCUCCAAGGUCCUCCCCGUGAAAUACCUUAUUAACAUCUUUAUUAAGCUGAACCCCAUCCAGGAGGCCUUAUACGUCUUAUUCCUGAAGGACAAGCGGAUUCUGAAGAAUGAGCAGAGCACCAAUAAGGUGAACGUGCUCAUCAAUAUUAAGAAGCUGGAGAAAAUCUGCAACCACCCGCUGCUCCUCAACCCCAACGAUAUGAAGGACGUCGGCCACGUGUCGCUCGCUAAACUCAUUGAGGACGCGGCGAAGCAGCAUCAGGGGAAGCGGCAGGCGAAGCAGGAGAAGGCGGAGAGGACGGAGAAGCCACCCCUGGAAGGACACCCACAGGGGGACCGCGAUCGAGACCGCGACCGAGAGCGCGACCGCGACCGCCGAAGAGCCGUCGAAAUGGACUACGACAAGCCGGUGAAGAAGCUCCUGGAGGAGUGCAGGCGAGACACGCACAGAUGCUACUACAACAUGUCGUGCAAAUUCCAGCUGCUCCACUUCCUCCUGAAAACCAUUAAGCAGAACACCACCGACAAGGUAGUCAUCGUAAGCAACUACACACAGACACUAGAUUAUAUGGAAAUUCUGUGCAAAGAAAAUUUCUAUAAAUUCGUUCGCCUAGAUGGAGGCAUCAGCAUCAAGAAAAGGCACAAAGUCAUUAGCGACUUCACACAUUCUUCUGACAUUUUUAUAUUCCUUCUUUCGUCCAAAUCUGGAGGGUGCGGCAUCAACCUGAUCAGCUCCAACCGCCUCAUCCUGCUGGACCCCGACUGGAACCCCGCCAAUGAUAAGCAGGCUCUUGCCAGGGUGUGGAGAGAAGGGCAGAAGAAAAUCUGCUACAUCUAUAGGCUCUUCUGCACAGGCACCAUUGAUGAGAAGGUAUACCAAAGACAGAUUAGCAAAGAUGGGCUCUCCUCCAUGAUUGUGACGAAUACAAAUUUCUCCAAAGAUCAACUGUCGGAUGAAAAUGUAAAAAAACUUUUUAAUUACAAAAUGAAUACCCUUUGUGAGACCCAUGAUAACAUUGAAUGCACUAGGUGCACUAUCAGAAACAGCACCGAGAAAGAGGUAGAAAACUUCUCGGAGCAACUGGAAGAUUUUGAGGAAGAGGAUGUGAACACUUGGGCGCACCACCAAAAUGUGGAGAGCGUCCCGGAUGAAAUUCUAGCCAAGGCGGUCAAGGCCGCCACGGAUUAUAAGCGAAACGAUAUGAAUAACUUCCCCGUUUUGAAGAAGCUCUCCGACCUGUUCGUCACCUUUGCGAUGAGCUGCAAGAUUGAGUUUAGGGACGAUCUCAUAAAGCAGAAGGCGCAAAAAGCGCAGAAGGGGGAGCGGACGUGCAGGCCGGGUGCAGCGGCGGACGGCCCGGUGGAGCAGGACGAGGAGGCGGACUACGAGGGGGAGGACGAGGAGGAGGAAGAAGAGGAAGAGGAAGAGGAGGAAGAGGAAGAGGAAGAGGAAGAGGAGGAGGAAGAGGAGGAAGAAGAGGAAGAGGAGGAAGAAGAGGAGGGCGACGAAGCCGAAGAAGAGGAUGACGAAGAUGAUGAAGCGGAGGAGGAGGACGCCCCGCCCAAGCGCGCCGACAAAACGAGCAAACUGGAGUACCAGCACAAACUGAUGGAGAUCAUGGAAUACCAGCGCGCGCGAAGAAGGGAGAAGGGCGCGGGGGAGGCCAGGAAGAGGUCCGAUGAGGGCGAAGGGAAGCGGGACGGCGGAGCGAAGCGGGAAGGUGCAGCGAAGCUGGAAGACGGGGCCAAGCGGGAGGAUGGAACCACGCGGGAGGAUGGAGCCACCCGGGAGGACGCUCAGCAGCAGGCGCCGAGGGAGACGCCAAGGGAGACGCCGAGGGAGACGCAGCCUGGCCAGAAGCAAGACGCCAAAGUGAGCGGCAAGGCCAAAUCGCAAGAAGGUGCAGGCGAAGAGGAGGACCCCGCCUCCAAGAGAGUCACCCGAAACAUGAGUCAGAAGAACUUGAUGGAGCUCCUCUCGCAGGAUGAGGAGUCCAAGGUGACUCUCUCCAUGUCGGAGGACCCGGACGCGGAUGCGGACGCCUCCGUGGAGAACGUCAGCACGGACAGUUCCUACUUCAUAUGA
Messenger RNA from Plasmodium vivax (malaria parasite P. vivax), 3195 nucleotides. RefSeq names its product DNA repair protein rhp54, putative. Gene Ontology annotation, molecular function: ATP binding; DNA translocase activity; ATP-dependent chromatin remodeler activity. Lineage: Eukaryota; Apicomplexa; Aconoidasida; Haemosporida; Plasmodiidae. Gene Ontology annotation, biological process: reciprocal meiotic recombination; double-strand break repair via synthesis-dependent strand annealing. The coding region runs from base 1 to 3195 and encodes 1064 amino acids. Gene Ontology annotation, cellular component: nucleus. The transcript has a single exon. The record is from RefSeq and is a predicted model, not a curated record.